AUGACCCCACAAGCUAAGCCUCCUGCUACUUCUUUAUCCACUACUACCGCAAGUCACGCUCAACAACAAAAUGCAGAUGCUGGGCCCCCGAUCUUUUCUUUUAGAGGUGUAAACUACACCGAAGAAGAAUUGGGCUGUGAUAAAAAGGACAACCCCACGCCAAUCAAGGAAUCCCUGGGUUGCCAUGCAAUCUCUUCCGUGAACUACUUUCAAGACAACUUGGAGUUCUUGGUACUCGACUAUGUCGAUCUCGCACGCCGCCCCCCGCAAAUUCUCGCUGACAGACUCGUUGAUGCUUACUUUCACGCUGUACACCCCGCGUUCCCCUUCAUUGGCAAAUCCCUGUUUCUGAACCAAUACCAAUCAUUUUAUUCGGAACCGAACUCGAAACCUAGCAAACGAUGGUUGGCAUUACUGAACCUGAUCCUUGCCAUUGCAGCCAGACAUUUAUACCUUAUCGAUCAGCCCCAACCGGACCGCGAUGAUCAUCGGACAUUUUUUGCACGGGCGUCGGAGCUGAGUGUAGGGAACGUCGCGCUGCUAGACCAUCCGGAUCUGCAACAGGUGCAGGUGGAGGGCCUGGCCGCUUUAUAUCUUCUUUCGGUUGGGCAAGUCAACAGGUCUUGGAAAACCAUUGGCAUUGCGAUCCGAUCGGCCAUGACCAUGGGUCUGAAUCUUCGAAGCGACAGCGAGAGCGUCCCGUACUUCUCGAAAGAGCUACGGUAUCGGUUGUGGUGGGCGCUUUCAAUGCUAGAUACCAUUUUAUGCGAGAUGACUGGUCAUCCACUAAGCAUAAGAGGAAUUUUCUGCACCACACCUCUUCCUGUACCAUUUAUGGAAGAGGACUUCUCGAAUGCGCGGAUUACGCAGGUUAUCACCGACCAAGGGACCCAGGGUGCAUCUUUGACAUCUUUACUUUCGAGAAGCAACACGAAUUUGCCAUGGGAGGGUAUCGGGAAUAAAACGGAGGCACGGGCAACACUCGCUACGAGAAACAGUAUGAAACCUAACACGUCUCUAUUCUUGUUGUACGCGGUGGAGUUAGACCAACUUCUGCGAAAGGCAAUUGAAAAUUUGUAUGCUCAGAAAGCGAUGCGGCAAUCGUGGGAUGAGAUCGAAACCGCAAUUUCAACGUUUAACAGCCAUGCCGACGACUGGCUAUCUCGUCUCCCAGCUGAAUUUGAUUUCACAACACCGAAUACAACCCAGACCUCCGCACAGCAACGUGCCAAUCUUGCCUUCCGAUUCUACGCCACUAAGCUGAUAAUCACACAGCCUUCUCUCCGCCGUCUCUCUCUGCAAUCAUCUGAAGCAAGAUCUCCAGCUGCAACGUGCGACAAUAUAGCAGCAAUUUGCGUCCAAACGGCUUGUCGAAUGCUCGAUUUCUUACCCGAGGAGGCAGAUCGGCUUUGGCUUUAUAGUGUCGCGCCGUGGUGGUGCAUCGUCCACAACAUCAUGCAAUCAACCACCGUCCUCCUCGUCGAGCUCUUGGCCCGUACCCAUUUGGGCAGCCCAAAGGCCGCUAGCAUUACCCACCGGGUCAAGAAGGCCACUCGAUGGCUGAAGGAGAUGUCUGCCAAGGAUCCUUCCUCGCAGCGAGCGUGGCUGGUCUGUAUGGACAUCCUCUCACGACACGGCUCGAAAUUUGGACUGGACUUGAACUAG
Molecule: messenger RNA, 1665 nt
Organism: Penicillium nucicola
Lineage: Eukaryota; Fungi; Ascomycota; Eurotiomycetes; Eurotiales; Aspergillaceae
Product: fungal specific transcription factor domain-containing protein
Exons: 3
Coding region: 1-1665 (554 amino acids)
Biological process (GO): DNA-templated transcription
Molecular function (GO): DNA binding; zinc ion binding
Source: RefSeq, a predicted model, not a curated record